Messenger RNA from Hydractinia symbiolongicarpus, 2958 nucleotides. RefSeq lists its product as uncharacterized. The record is from RefSeq and is a predicted model, not a curated record. The transcript has a single exon. The coding region runs from base 1239 to 2390 and encodes 383 amino acids. NCBI's taxonomy places the organism in Eukaryota, Metazoa, Cnidaria, Hydrozoa, Anthoathecata, Hydractiniidae.
UUUCAACUCUGAUUUUCUUUUUUGCGGAGAAGUAAUCUAUAAACCAAUCAUAAUUGUCGUUUUCACGUGAUCAAAGCAUAAAAAUUAAAAAUGGCGGACGAAGCAUGUUGUGAUGAUGUGUGGGAGCAGAAUUAUACCGCAAAUAAUUACAUGCUCAUUGAAAAUUUGAUGAGUUAUAUUCGUGAAAUAUAAAAACGUUCCUGCUAACUUCACGCAGCAUAUGAUCUCGAAAAAGCAAUUCAGUGAGUAAAAAUACUUGAUUUACGACAUACUGUAUACCUGUACUAACGCGCUCCACCUGAUUGUGUGACACAGUUUACGGCUCCUAUUCAACGCCGGGUCACACCUUGACUUGUGGCUUACCCCGGCGUUUCUAUAAUAAUAGCCGUAUUCUGUUUAAAAUGGUUGCGCGCAGCUUUUUUCAGAAAGUUAUCGCAAAACCCAUUUUUUACGGACCUUCGUUAUUCGGUUGCACUCAGUUAAAUUUCAGAGUCAUGUCAGUACCCGAACAAAUCUGAAACAUGCUGCACAAUCCAUUUUAGAUUGAUAAUGUCAUUGAUAGUUCCGUAUGAAACAUUGAUUAUAAGGGACGUAAAAACCUUGUGCAUAUAACUCGCGGUUGCGACUUAUAUAUAACGGUCAAAUGUCAUAAUUCACAAGUUGCGGCCGCAUGUUAUAAUUUGCAGCUGCUUAUUAUAAGUCGCGGCCGGGAGUUAUAUAUCUCAUAAGUCGCGGACGUGAGUUAUACGUCGCAGCAACGUCUUCAUGCUAUACAAUUUGCUGACCCACUACGUGACAUACACAUUCCACAGACCAGAUACACGCUUGUAUUUGUAAUACGCAGUCGCUAGUUGUAAGUUUCGACCGUUAGUUAUAAGUCGCAGCCGCGAGUUGUGCCGCGAGUUGUGCCGCGAGUUUUACUGCAAGUUUUGAACUAGAACCCAGUUUUCCCAAAUCAACCAUGGUACAAAUCAGAUUAUAUUGUAUUAAUAGGAUCCGCGGAAACAGCUUUGUAUGACAUGAGGAUCAAAAAUAAGAUAAAGCUAAAAAUUAAUGUUCAUUAUGAAGUAUUAAACAGAGAUAAAGAAUGACAGCUAAAAAAUAUAUGUAAAGUUUGUAAUUAACUAAAUCCAAUCAAACAAUUACUCAAAAAUGAAAUUGUGGUUGAAACACACAUUCUUUAAGAACGUAUCCUCAUUACGAAGGCACAUAUCACGUUAACACACCAAAGUGUAGAUAUGAAUAAUUUGGUUGAUAUAAAAGAAUGGGAGCAGAAACGAAAAACCACCUUCUUUGUAUAUAUGUUAUUAUAUUUUUUCGCUGAAUUUGAGAAAAGUAUAAACACGGCUACGUUGUGGUUUUACUUAACAAAACUCAUGAAGACUAAUCAACCCGUUUUGUAUUAUGGAUUAAUAAGCGCUGCAGUUUAUAUUCUGCCAUUUCUGUUAUCUUCCGUAGUGGCAAGAUUCGCUGACAAAACAAGACGUAUUAAGCUGAUUAUUAUCAUUAUAAAUUUUGUGUCCAUGUUAGGCAGUAUUUUAUACGUUAUUUCAGUGUCUCCGCUCUUUCCUUUCACAGGGAAACUCCUCAAUGGAUGUGUUAUUAUAUUACAACCGUUAAUUAUCGGUGAAACAGCAAGAUCAUACCCAUCUGAAGAAAUACAAAGUAAGUUUGCCUAUCUAAUUGUAUCAGCGACAUUAGGAUUUAUGAUUGGACCUUGUGUCGUACUUCCGUUUGCAGAAAUCGAUUUUUGUUUCGGUCAAUUACGAGUUGGAUAUGGAAAUAUAUCAGGUAUUCUUCUCCUCGUUACUAUCAUCUGUAUACAAUGCUGUGUUGUGUGUUUUGCGCAUGAUUUAUCAAGAGAAUAUGAUAUGAAGGAAGCAGCAUCUACAGAUAAGUCAUCCUCUAUAAUAGGAGAUGUUUCAAAGAGCAAUGGUAUUAAAGUCGUAAAAAAGGCGUUUAAAUCAAAAGUUUUAAUGUUUAUGUUUGCUUUGACAUUUUCCAGUGUCAUUGGUUCCAUCUCAUCUGGCAGAAAUUUCCCCUUUCUUGUGCUGAAUGUAUUAUUGAUGUCGUACAAAUGGAUUUCUGCUGGUCUUAUCUUCCAAGGUAUCGGACUCUUGUUACCUUGUCUUGUAGUCAUUAAAACCAAAACCGGAUCUGUGGUUGUUUUCUGGAUUGGAGUAUUAGGACAGGUUUCCCUGGUCAUAUUAUUGACUUGCCAAUAUAUAUUUGUGUCUGUUCAUCUAUUUUUCAGCAUCAAAGUCGCCAUGUUACUGCUAUACCUUCUUACCACAAUUUUUGUCGAUUUUAGCGAACAAUUGUUUUUAGUUGUUGCAUUUUCCAAGCUGGUGUCAUCGCAACAUCAAAGCUAUUCAGAAAGUAAGAAUUGAUGCAAGAAUUGAUGUAUCCAGUUAUACAGGUCUAAAUGUUUUUCGACAGAUGCUUGUACGACUUCUUUCGUGUCUGUCAGACCUUUGAUAAGUAACAAUCACAUUUGAAAACAAAUUACGACAACAUUUUAGUUACAAUAUUUAUAAAAUAGUGCUUAGGAAAGGGAAAAUUAUUUAAAUGCAAAACAUUUUGUUAAGGGGUUCAACGGGGUUGGAAAAGUAUUAGUUUUUAAUCUAGUAACAUAGCAUUUUUUUAACAAUUUAAGCUCCUAAUAUUGUCUUUGUUUGCUUGUUAAAACAAACUCACGAUUUUACUGAUAUUUAAUAUGUUUGCCAGACUUUUGCUUACUUUACCACCGAAAGAAUAAAACGUUUCUAAUUUCGAAUAUAGCUAUAGAAAAUUUAAUUAAAAAAAAUUAUUUUUAAAGACUGUAAAAUGCUUAUAACAAUUUACUUGAAUCUUUUUGGAGCCCUUGUAAUUACUCUCUAAGCCGAUUUCAAAGCCAUCCCCAUGGCGCCUUUCGGUUGAUAUAAUGUGUUAAUUGAUUUAGAUAUUAUAAAAGGGGUC